Branchiostoma belcheri (Belcher's lancelet) is the source of this 1924-nucleotide messenger RNA. RefSeq lists its product as uncharacterized. The coding region runs from base 126 to 1895 and encodes 589 amino acids. NCBI's taxonomy places the organism in Eukaryota, Metazoa, Chordata, Leptocardii, Amphioxiformes, Branchiostomatidae. The record is from RefSeq and is a predicted model, not a curated record. The transcript is spliced from 2 exons.
GGCCGAGUUCUCAGUGAUCACUUGACAACGAGGCGAAUUCGGUCACCAAGAAUCACUUCAGAGUCAGACUCACUUCGACACAAAACAGUUCACGUACUGAAACGCCUUGGUAGAAACGUUUAAAGAUGGACAACGUUGAGAACACUGCCCCUGUGGCCACGGAGGACGUGGAGACAACCUUCAGGGUCAAGGUUCCCGCCGAGGGAGAGGAGGCGAAGCAGAGAAGGGUGGUCAGACAGUUUAACACUGAGAGAAGUGUGAAAAUGAAACAACAAUCGCUGGAGAAAAGUCACAUGCAGUUGCGGAUACGAGAACACGGCGUCAAGGCGCCCCCGGGUGCUCUGCCGUUUGCGUCAGCGGAGCAGGUCAUGUCCCCGCUCAUGGUGAGGAAGAUGAAGAGCGAUGACCAGGAGCCAGGCACGGUGGACACUGCCCAGUCUCAUCCCCACCCCCCGGUAGGACCCAAGCUCACACUGUCUCUUCAUGACAUGCAGAGACGUCAGUCCCAUGACAGGGUUUACCGUGUGACAGCUCUGGGUAUACAGGCCGUCGCCACCAACCCCCCUCCAAACGACCAAACUUCUCCUGGGGUCCCACAGAUCAACACGCCUGCGCCGCCGCCGGCAAAAGAUAUCAAACAAAACAGUGUAGACAGUGACCAGCCUUCCAAAUCACCUAAGGUCCUCCCAGCUGCCCCUUACUUGAAGAAACAGCUACAAGAGAACCAAUUUCUCAGCACACCCCCAACUGUCCGCAGGUACCCUCAACAGGUAAACGAGAAAAAGGCACAGACACGGACUACCAGCAAAUCACUCGUAUUACCUGCUAAAAACAAGAAGUUACAGCGUCCAGGCCUAGGUAGGGAAAAGUCACCUCGGCCUAGACUUUCUGUCACACAGUCAUUGCCACUGAAAUUACCUGAGGACCAAACGAAGGACGGUGAAGGUGUUGAAAGUUCUGUGGUACUUCUCUCACCGGGAACGCCGCCGGAGGAGAUACCUGUUGGCGAGAACAUGUCAACCGUCCCGUCCCUCCCGCCAAUAAAUAUGCCGGUCCCAACAACAACUCCUGCCGAACAAACAGCAGAUACCCAGCAAACCAGAGAUGAUGCGUCUGAUGAUGGGAUUAGUGAAGAUGUUAUCGGCCAAGUUGCCAAUGAAAAUGUGCCAAACCAAGAAGAAGAAAAAGAGGAUGGUAAGAGGGAGCCUGUCCUGGACCUGGCCACACGGGUGGAGAAAUGGAUCAACAAGCUGGCGUUUACGACUAAGUCUGCGUCAUAUGGAGACCUUCACGCGGGGAGGAAACUGGGAGCUCAAGGCCUGAACUCGGGUUUAUCGAGAGGUCGUGCACUCACGAUGCCGUCAGACGGCGCGGGCCCGCGUCUUGCCGAACACCGAACUUCCCGUCUGUCAGGUUCACAAGACGGCCAGACGUUCGUUGGUCUGACUCUGGGGAGCCUGACCGAGGGGCUGCUCUCACCGCAGAGCCCAAGGGACCCCUACCUCACCCCUACACAGCGGGCACGCUUUCAGUAUGAUGUCAGAUCAGCUUCCUGUAGCAGCCUGGCCCCGUCCAGGGAUCCGAGAGAGUCCAUAUACAGCGAAGGAGUGGCAGCUCCUCCUGAAGGUUCACUGGAUGAAGAUGCGCCGGUUGGACCCAUCAGAUCGCCGUACUUCCUCCAUCCGUCUACCUGCUCCCAUCUGAGACCCUGUAACGUAGUGGACAGGAUAGAGGCCACCACCGGCAAGAAAGGCGUCCUGGCCUGGCUGGGACUCGGCACGGAGGACGUUCAUCGGAUCAUGCGCAGAGCAUCUCUUAUAAGAGAAGAACAAGAGCGCAUGCGCAAGUUUCCAGUUCUUAAGACCGUAGAUGACACGACUUCGAACGAGACGUGAGGUUUCAAUCUUCGCAAAAUCUGAAGAGU